AUGAAUGCGAUAAAACAGCAAUUACAAGUGCUGAAAAUCGAGAAGGACCUUGCGAUUGAUCGUGCUGAUUGUUGCGAUCAGCAGGCUCGUGAGGCUAACAAACGAGAGGAAAAGUUGAACGAUGAAGUUCGUGAACUGGAGAAGAAUCUAUUGCAGAUGGAGAAUGACUUGCGAAUCAGUCGUGAUACUUUGAGAAAAUCGAAUGCAAAACUCGACGAUAAAGAGAGGAUGUUAUUGAUGGUACAAUCAGACUUGGCUACUUUGAAUAGACGGAUGCAGCAAACUAUGGAAUAUCUGGAAAAAACUGAGGAACGUAGGAUAAUUGCUCAGGCGAAGCUGUUACAAGCUGCUGAGAGUGCUGAGGACGCUAAGAGAAUCUGCAAAGGCCUCGAGAAUCAUAGUAAACAAGACUACGAACGAAUGGAUCAGCUGACAAUGCAAUUGAAGGAAGUCCGAUUGAUAGCUGAAGACGCUGAUGCCAAGUCCGAUGAGAUAUCUCGACGACUGGCAUUCGUCGAAGAUCAGCUCGAAGCUACUGAGGACAGAAUCAGAUGCAGUGAUGCGAAAAUUGUUGAGCGUGAGGAUGAACUGUUCAUCGUCGGUAAUAUAUUGAAGUCUCUCGAAGUUUCGGAAGAGAAAGCUAAUCAGCGAGUUGAAGCGUUUAAGCAACAGCUCAAGGAGUUGAAGGUGAAGUUAAAGGACGCAGAGAGACGAGCUGUAAUUGCUGAAAAUCAAAUCAAAAUACUGCAGAAGGAGUUGGAUAUACGUGAAGAUUGGCUGUUCAGAGAGAAACAGAAAUCUAAGUAUAUCUGCGACGAUAUGGACUCGACCUUUGCUGCACUUACGGGUUAUUGA
Diachasma alloeum is the source of this 855-nucleotide messenger RNA. RefSeq names its product tropomyosin-2-like. Gene Ontology annotation, cellular component: actin filament. The record is from RefSeq and is a predicted model, not a curated record. Lineage: Eukaryota; Metazoa; Arthropoda; Insecta; Hymenoptera; Braconidae. The transcript is spliced from 5 exons. Bases 1 to 855 code for a protein of 284 amino acids. Gene Ontology annotation, biological process: muscle contraction; actin filament organization. Gene Ontology annotation, molecular function: actin filament binding.